Aethina tumida (small hive beetle) is the source of this 3216-nucleotide messenger RNA. RefSeq lists its product as uncharacterized. The transcript is spliced from 6 exons. Lineage: Eukaryota; Metazoa; Arthropoda; Insecta; Coleoptera; Nitidulidae. The record is from RefSeq and is a predicted model, not a curated record. The coding region runs from base 103 to 1707 and encodes 534 amino acids. Gene Ontology annotation, molecular function: long-chain fatty acid-CoA ligase activity. Gene Ontology annotation, biological process: long-chain fatty acid metabolic process; fatty-acyl-CoA biosynthetic process.
UAAUUAUUAGAUAAAAUUUACGCGUGUUUGUUUGUACAAAUGGACUUGUAAUUAGAAGUAUAUAAGCUAAGAAUUUUAAUCUGCAUUUUAAUCGUGAGUACAAUGGCGCAGUGUAACGUACUGUACGGCCCUAGAACGCACGUCAAACUUACCGAAAAAAAUGUUGCUAAGCUCAUAAUCGACAAGAUCACAAACAACCAACAAGACCACCCUUUGCUGAUCGACGGAGAAGAAACUAUAAGCAACAAACGCUUCUUGAAGCUGUGCCGGAAUUUGACAUGGUCCCUGCACACCUUAGGCAUCGAUCAGGAUGACGUGGUGGCUUUAAUAGCCGAAAACUCUUGGAAGUUUUGCGUCACAAUGGUCAGCACCUUCGCCUUAGGUUCACCUUUGCACGUACUCAACCCUGAGUACACCUACUAUGAGUUUAAACACCUACUGGAGCUCACCCAACCUAAACUAGUGUUUUGCACCUACAAAAGCUAUAAUACUAUUCUCAAACUGAAGCAGGAACUCAAGUACUUGAGGUUUAUAGUACUGUUGGAUUUGGAUGGAGAGGAACAAGAGGCCAUACCCUUUGACGUUGCAGUUAAUGUUGAAGGUGUUACCCAACAAUUUUUCGGCGUGAUUAACCCCAGCACACAACCGGUGCUAAUACAUAAUUCUUCGGGUACCACCGGCCUUCCAAAAGCAGUCAAAAUGACCCACGAAUCCUACAGUUUCGCCUACCUGUACCAGCUGUUUGAUGAGUACUGUUAUACGAAACCACACCAGAACCACUUGAUUUAUUUGCCCUUGUUCCACGGAUACGGUACUUAUUUAAUGUUGAGCGGCCUGUGCGUAUCGAACACAACAGCUGUGAUCUUGAAGAGGUUUAGGCCGGACGAUUUCUUCGCCUCCAUUUCAAUUUACAAAAUUAGAUCUGUAAAUGUGGUGCCGACCAUCUUGAAUUUCAUGGCGAACACCAGCCUGGAUGAGAAAUACAAUUUGGAUUGUUUGAAGGAGAUUGUUUGUAGUGGGGCGGCGAGCAGAGACGUGGACAAUGUUAAAGUUUGUGAAAAAUACGGUUUGAAAUCUGUGAGGAAUUUGUAUGGUAUGGGGGAGGGGGUGGUUUGCAUCACCAUCAUGCCCCCGGACGAGUACCGCAAGGGGUGUAUUGGUAAGUUGUACCCAGAACGUGAACUGAAGGUUGUGGACAGGAAAACGGGACAAUCGCUUGGACCUGGAAAGGUUGGGGAGUUGUGCGUCAAAAAUCCCACCAUGGCAGGCUACGUCAACAACCUGGAAAAAACUGUUGAAGCUUUGGAUGGUGAUGGUUAUCUUUACACUGGAGAUGCUGGAUACUAUGACGAAGAAGGAUACAUUUACCUAGUGGACAGGAUAAAAGACCUCAUCAAAUACAAGGGCUUUCAAGUGGCUCCUUCCGAAUUGGAAAUAUUGCUGCUUAAACAUCCGUCAAUAAAAGAUGUGGCGGUUGUGGGCAAACCAGAUGAAAGAGUAGGCGAGUUACCCAUGGCGUUUGUCGUCAGGAAAAUGGACGAAGACGUUUCAGAGGAGCAAAUCCACGAGUACCUGAAGGAAUUUGUGUCGGGCAACAAACGGUUGCACGGAGGCGUCAAAUUCGUGGAGGCGAUUCCCAAAAAUCCCACAGGGAAGAUUCUGCGGACGUGUUUGAGGCAGAUGGUUGAAGAGGAACACCACAUUUAAGAAUUAUGUAAUAAAAGUGUUUGACUAACAGUUGUUUUAUUUUCUCGAUCGUAGUGCUUACUGCAAUGCAAUAAUUGACUGUUUAGUACAAUCUGAACAUGUGUAAUGAGCGUUCGGAACGUUUUGAUGCAUUUAAAAAAUUUCUAGUCUUAUCGUGGAUUCAAGGUUUACCAUUGGAGAGUUUGGCAUUUCUUGAUAACGACUUGUGCGCAAUUUGUUUCUAUACCUGAUUAUCCUAUUUGUGUAAUAAUAAAUGCGAAAUAAUUCUGAGAUCAAUUAUACAAUACUAAAACAAUCCCAGUUCUGCUAAGAAUAAAAAUAUUAAUAACCUUUUCGUUAAGAGUAUUAAAAGAACUGCGUCUAAGAUUUGUACAUAUCCAGGAGGAAUUGUAAAUAUGUAAUACCUAGACAAAAAAUUCUUUUAGAACUAUUUCUGCAUAAACAACCAUAGAUAAAAACUGAUAAACUUCAGUACGAAGCAAUUCGAAAAAUGCGUUAACGCAUAUAAACCAAUAUAUAAAAACCGCGUCCGACAACCAACUUAAGCAUCAGGUCUGAAGUGAUCGAAGGGGUAUCAAAAAAUAGCGAAUAUGAAGUCUUUCGGUUGCAUUUUGCUGGUUCUAGUCCUGACCACCUGCGGAGAUGCUACUCAUCAUAACAAGCAUCAUUCCCACCUGAUAAAACACCAUCAUAGCAGGUCUAACUCUAAUAAUGUCUGCCAACUCGUUUGUGAAUCCCCUACAACUUCUUCUCAACCAUCAGUUGGUACUUCAAGUCCCAGUCCUGGUACUUCAAGUCCAAGUUCUGGUACUACUAGUCCCAGUUCUGGUACUACUAAUCCCAGUUCUGGUACUUCAAGUUCCAGUUCUGGUACCCCACAAACUAGCUCACCGGUAGCAACUCCAACAUCGAGCAGUUCCUCAAGUUCCAGUAUUGGUUCUUCUUCAACAACUCAAUCACAGGGUAGUUCCUCAACUUCCACUCCUGGUUCUCCUAUAACAACUUCAACCCCUACAGCCAGCACAGCAUCAUCAAGUGCAUCUCCAUCACCAACUACUGCUAGCCCUACGACGCAAUCUACUGCAUCCCCUACGACUCCAUCUACUGUUUCCCCUUCGACGUCAUCUACAGCUUCUCCUACGACGUCAUCUACAGCUUCCCCUACGACGCCAUCUACAGCUUCCCCUACGACACCAUCUACAACUAGUACUUCUACCACUCAAGCCUCAACUUCUACUUCAACAUCCACAACAGAAGCACCAGUUCAAUGCCCAGCAGUUUGUACCAACUCUCACGGCAUCGUAGUACGCCCAGAUUCUAUUUUAGCGUCGGCUCGCACCCAUCAUGGAAACAAACACCACUCAGCUCACAAGCGUCAUCAUUAAGAUCGUAUGUCCCACCUCAACUAUAUCGAAAUUGGCCAGCAUAAACAGGAUUAUUCUUUGAUUUUUUGUAAUAUUUACAUGUGAUUGAUGUCUAUAGCAAAAAUAAAUGAUUUUUUUCUUUGAA